AUGGCCCCCGACGACGAUGAAGAUUACUUCGUCCCUCUUGAAGACCAACGAGUCUUCGGCGCCGGCAUCAGUCGCAAACGCGUGAACUUUGUACGCUCCUCCGACCACGAACUCAACACGACCCGCAUAUCGUCUGCGCCGGCACCCUCAACGCAGACAGGGCCUUCCAUCGCAAACAAAUACCUCUCUAUUGUACUAUCCAAGAACCAGUCCUCAGAAUCCACAAAACCGGACACAUCUACUCCCCCUCCGUCCACCUCCGACCCGAACGCCACACAUUCCGCUCCUCCAUCCCCAUCCGCAUCGUCCCAACCUCACGAUGCCCCCGCCGCGCGCUGCGAAGUCUGUCAACUCCCCCUGGCUGAAAGCACAGAUGGAUCCUCCGGUGCCACAGAGAACCGACCGCACGAAGCCUCCCUCGCGCAUCAGGUGUGUCUAACGCACUCGCACCCUCCCUCACAUCUCGACCGCUCUCGGCACGGCCUGCGCUAUCUCUCGGCCUACGGGUGGGAUCCCGAUAGUCGAAGAGGUCUUGGAGCUCCGGGGCGAGAGGGGAUUCGAGAGCCGUUGAAGGGGAAGUUGAAGGUCGAUACGGUGGGAUUAGGUGCGGAGGGGGAUCCGGAAGAGAGGGGCAAGAAGCCGAAAAUGAAGAGUCGAGCGCCGGCGGCAAAGGUCGAGAAGCUGAAUGCGAAACAGGUGCGGAAGGGACAUGCGGACGCGAAGAAACGAGGAGAUCGUCUGCGGGAGAUGUUCUAUCAGAAUGAUGACGUGCAGAAGUAUCUCAGUGGAGGGGGAUAG
Aspergillus melleus is the source of this 798-nucleotide messenger RNA. Its product is annotated as putative G-patch domain protein. NCBI's taxonomy places the organism in Eukaryota, Fungi, Ascomycota, Eurotiomycetes, Eurotiales, Aspergillaceae. The transcript has a single exon. Gene Ontology annotation, molecular function: nucleic acid binding. The record is from RefSeq and is a predicted model, not a curated record. Bases 1 to 798 code for a protein of 265 amino acids.